Messenger RNA from Colletotrichum truncatum, 1935 nucleotides. RefSeq lists its product as uncharacterized. The record is from RefSeq and is a predicted model, not a curated record. Lineage: Eukaryota; Fungi; Ascomycota; Sordariomycetes; Glomerellales; Glomerellaceae.
AUGGAAACCUGCGAGGGAGUUCUUUUGAUCCCUCCUGAACGGGGUCAAAUUCUGGGCCGCGCAGUCUGGAAGCCGCGAUAUGUCGUGGUUGGUAGCCGCCACAUCCAAAGAGAAGGCGUAGCAAGUCCUACACUUCCCCAGACCAACGCAACGGCCCGUACCAAUGGAGCUGUUACCCCCAAAGUUCCGCUGAAACCUAUCGCGACCGACGACUACUACAUCUCCAUCUUCAAGUCAAAGGUAAGGCUCAACACGACCGAGUUCUCUGGCCAAAACCUAAGCCACCUGAACUUGCAGGACGAUUGGGAACCUUCUUAUCAAUACCCGGUUAGCUCUGUUAUCGAUUGCCAGGUGCAGAUGCUCGCCCACCGCAAGCAAGGUCCAGUCUUGCCUACCCUUGUUGUCACCAUCAACGACAAGGAGAAGAAGCGCCGGUCGAGUAGGGCUGCCGGCUUGAUUUCCAGCAAGGAAUCUACUGCUACCACCUUAUGGUUCCGGACGCCUCCCGAUGACCACCAUAUCAGCCUCCACGAAUGGGCCCGCUUCAUCAUCUCAAGGAAGCUUCCCAUGAGCCCGGAAGAGAGCCCAGCAUCUCCUUCCUUCACCAACCCAUUUUCUCCCCAACAGCAGCGGCCCCGAGAGAUGCCCGAUUUCUUCCCCCGCCCGUCAAGCGGGAACCCGAAUUCCCGUUCCACUCUUCAGCACAAGAACUCAUCUCAGACCUACUCAAGCAGGGAACGACCUGUAACAUUGGGCUCGGAUUCUCCAAGCUUGCGCUCCAAGCGCAGUGACGUCUCGUCGCCCACAAGCAUUCAUCACCCGGCACAUCUGGGCUUCCCGGCUCCCGAUCCAAACAAAUACACCACUGUCCUUCCUACCGAUAUCCCGUCUCCAAUUACAACCAUGAGCGACUACCAGCAGAGUGAGUUUAUUGAAGGCUGGACAGCAGCCCAGGGGAGAUCGUCAACCGUCAGCUCUCCCAUUCGCGGGCGCGGCAGUGUAAGCUCUGGCGGCCCCCAACCUUUCCCUGGAGCCGACUCCAGCUCGCCACCUGGGCCACGAGAAACGAUCCUUGACAGAGCAUUCCAUUUAAGAUGCAUCCCUGGGUCUGAGCGCGAGGUUCCGGGCGAGGAAAAGCUGACGUCCCUGGCUCGGUUUGAUGCUUUGAUGCGGGAGGCAGAUGAAAGACGACAUCAUCAGGUGAACGCCGCGGAAGCUGAGAGGGCUGCCAUGCAGAGUGCUUUUGACGUGGAUGAAGAUUCAUCCGAGGAUGAGGAAGGCGACGAUGACGAUGACGACGACGAUGACGAGGAAGACUACCGUGAGGAAGAGCAAGACGAGUACGCUCAUGAGGCGGAGGUCAACGGUAAUAGACAUACGUUGAUCCCUCCGAAUGCGCAACGCGCCCUCGAAUUCCUUGCCAACCGGCCUGACGAUCUCAUGUCACCCCGGUCACCAGUGAUGAGGAGCUCACCAGCCAACUUCAGCGUUCCAUUGCAGGCGCCUGUGCGACCACACACGGCGCAUUCGAGAAUGCGGCCGAGUGCGAUGCAGAGGACAUACAGCCAACCUCAGCCCAUGGGCCAAGAACGGCUUGAUGUGCCAACCUCAUCAUCCGGUAAGAUAUCCGAAGACGGCGACUUUCGAGCCAACGGGGAUAAGCGUAUGUCCAGCUCCAGCACCAAGCGACUCAGCUUCACCGAGUUCACCAAGCGUCUCUCCAGCACCAGCAGCUUACUUCUCGUCCAGACCAACACGAGCAUCGGGAGCAGUUGCGGAAGCAGCGAGUUAGACCCAAGUCCAUCACAGGUACCCAGAGGUACUUUGAACGCUAGAGGCGUCCCUCCGCGGCCUCGUGACCUCGAAAGAGAUGAUCAAGACCGACGUUGCGGGUGGCGGAACAGCGUUGGCUUUUCCGACGGGGGCUUAAUAUAG